AUGGAGUGGAAGCUGGAAAGGCUGUCUGUCCCUAAAGUCAGAAGAGACGAGGGGGUUAUGUGGGAAAGUAUUAUGAAAACUCUUGGAAGAGAUUUGAAGAGGAGCAGGAAAUCGAAUUUACAGAGAAUCAACAAGACACCAGACUUCGGAAAAACUUCAUACUCUAAAUUCAAAAGAAGCAUCUUAAGGCGUCGUACAUGUCAAGUUCCAGUUGCAAGUAGCCCUAUCACCACUAGAGGGCACUGCUGUCAAGCGCAAACCUUAGACAACACAUUAUGCCAUGGCUCUGCUGAGUUGUCAAGUUCCUCUGAGGACCAUUGUGUGACACCAGAGCGGUUGGUCUUGUUACCAUACCUGACAGAUGUGUCCAGCACUAGUGACAGUGACUCUAAUCCAUCCGGAUCAAACGAUGCUCCUACCCAGACCCUCAGCAAAAAGUCCAUAAGAAAGUGUCUGCAUCAAAGCAAGCUGACAAUUGUCCAUCCGCAGGCAUUGCUCGGAUGUAUUGAAGAACGUAAGGAUGGAUUACCAAAACAACAAGAGUCCGGUAUCCGAAUCUGUGAGGGACACACAUGUACAGCCAGAGGCUGCCAAAACAAGAAAAACUUAUGUGAUAAUUCUUCUGGCUCAAAGAUCCGGCCAGAGAUGAAACUGCAUGUCACAGGGCUACGGAAUGAUUACUAUCUAAAUCUCCUGGACUGGAGUUCAAAAAAUCUUGUUGCCAUAGGAUUAAAAUCAGUGACAUAUAUCUGGAAUGGAGAAAAAAAUAAUGUUACACAAUCAAUACAUUUAGAUUCACCUUCCACAUAUGUUUCUUCAGUAUCAUGGAUAGCGGCUGGGACAUGUUUGGCCAUUGGGACCAGCAAUGGGGAGGUUCAGCUGUGGGACAUUGAGACCCAGAAAAGGCUAAGGAACAUGCUGGGACAUAUGUCUGUAGUUGGAGCUCUGAGCUGGAAUCAGCAUAUCCUCAGCAGUGGAUCCAGACUUGGGCAUAUACACCAUCAUGAUGUCCGUGUGGCAGAACACCAAAUGGGAACACUACGUCACCAGCAAGGCAUUUGUAGUCUAAAGUGGUCACCAUCAGAAAAGCACUUGGCCAGUGGAUCAAGCGAUGGGCACCUCAAUAUCUGGCCAUAUGAUCCAGGAUCAAUCAAGCUAAGCAAUCCUCUACAGAGCAUUCUACAUCCCACUGCUGUAAAGGCAAUGAAUUGGUGUCCAUGGCUCUCAGACACUCUUGCUGUGGGAGGUGGAAUGAGUGAUGGGAAAAUACGCAUCUGGGACACAACUAGUGGAAAAAACAUCAAAUCAUUUAAUACAAAUUCACAGAUCUGUUCUAUUCUUUGGCUGCCUGUAACAAGAGAGUUGGCCACCAGUCAUGGGACACCGAGAAGCCAGGUGACUGUGUGGCAGUAUCCAACUUUAUUAAAAAGGACAGAUAUAUAUGGUCACAAAGGAAGAGUUUUAUACCUGGCAUUAAGUCCAGAUCAGAAGAGGUUCUUUUCUGCAGCUGCAAAUGAAACAGCAGUUAUAUGGAAAUAUACAGAAUAA
Nanorana parkeri is the source of this 1548-nucleotide messenger RNA. It is a transcript of the gene CDC20B, whose product is annotated as cell division cycle 20B. Gene Ontology annotation, cellular component: anaphase-promoting complex. Gene Ontology annotation, biological process: positive regulation of ubiquitin protein ligase activity; anaphase-promoting complex-dependent catabolic process; positive regulation of anaphase-promoting complex-dependent catabolic process. The record is from RefSeq and is a predicted model, not a curated record. Gene Ontology annotation, molecular function: anaphase-promoting complex binding; ubiquitin ligase activator activity; protein binding. The coding region runs from base 1 to 1548 and encodes 515 amino acids. The transcript has 12 exons. NCBI's taxonomy places the organism in Eukaryota, Metazoa, Chordata, Amphibia, Anura, Dicroglossidae.